Molecule: messenger RNA, 1154 nt
Organism: Amphimedon queenslandica
Lineage: Eukaryota; Metazoa; Porifera; Demospongiae; Haplosclerida; Niphatidae
Product: inner centromere protein-like
Exons: 1
Coding region: 5-1045 (346 amino acids)
Source: RefSeq, a predicted model, not a curated record
CAGUAUGGCUAGCCGUAGCAGCAGCAGCAGUAGCAGGGAUGUUAAGAAAGGAAAGAAAUUAGUUCCUCAGAAAGUUGAGACUAAAAAGGUACAACCUAAAAAAUUGGAACCGAAGAGUGGCGGCGGCUUUUGGGACAGGCUGUCUUUUUGGAAAGAUGACCCUUCUCCGCCAGAACCUAUCAAUCAGCAAGUUGAAAGCGAUUUUGAAUUAGCGAAAAAACUUCAACAAGAAGAAGAUUCUAAACUUUAUAUUCAAGAAGAUAUAAACAAGGAUAACGAGCAGAUAUUGCAGGAAGAAAGCACCAACGAACCAGAAAAGGAUACUGAAGUGGCUGAUCUAGAGUUCGAAAGAAAAAUGAAGGAAAUAGAAGAGCAAGCACAAGCAGAGUUGGAAAGAAAAAUGAAGGAAAUGGAAGAGCAAACACAAGCAGAGUUGGAAAGAGAAAUGCAAAUUCAAAUGGAAAAUGAGAAAAAGAUAAAAGAAGAGAUAGAUAAGCAGGAUGAAGAACUAGCUCGACUGCUUAAGGAAAAGGAGGCUAUGGCCAUGAAAGAAGAAACAGAACUAAAAAUGAAGGCUCAAGAGGAAAUUUUGGCAUUAGAUAAGACCUUUGAUGCAGAGCUACAGCAUCAAAAGAUCCUUCAGAAAAAGGCUUUGAUGAAUGAAGAGAAAAGGUCUGCUGAGGUUUUAAGUGAGAAAAAAGAUAAAAUGAAUGCUGACCUAACAAAGAAGAAGUCUUCCACAGACAAAGAAAUGCAGAAAAUGGAGAUUCGGCAAAAGAAAGAGCUACAACAGAAAGAAAGAGAUGUUUUAGCUGUUACUGAACAAUGGAAGGCUGAGCUUGAAGUAAAGUUAGAAGAUCAAGCAGUCAUUGAUUUGUUAGAGGAGGAUGAACGUAAAAUUAAACUUUCCUCUGAAAUUGAAGCAAUGAAGGAAGCUGCCAAAAAAGAAAUGGAACUCUUCAAAAAAGAAGAAGCAAUAAAGACCAGGAAAAUAAUUGAGGAAAUCAAAAGGGAAGCUCAUGAAGAUAUCAAUAAAAUGAAAUGAACUAAGUUUAUUGUUACUAUGAUUUAUGUAAACAUUAUCUUGAUGACAUGAUACCACUUUGCCAGAAAUAGUUUUUUUAGUAAUACUGUCACAGACACUUUUGACUUAA